CCACGUGGUCCGGCGCCUGUGAAUCGCGCCCGCCGGAGGCUCUCACGGAGCAAUACAAAAGCAGCUGGGAAGCGGCGGCCAGGCGAGUUCCCAGCGCCGGGCAGAGCCCCGCAGCGCCCCGCAGCCGCGAUGGCGCCGAGGCGCCCGGAGCCCCGGAGCCCCCGAGCCGCCGGGCCCGCCUCGCCGCCGGGACCCGGGCGCCCGGGCUCGGCUUGAAGCGGCGGCGGCAGCGGCGCGGCCGGGGAGCAUGGGCCGGAGGAUGCGGGGCGCCGCCGCCGCCGCGGGGCUCUGGCUGCUGGCGCUGGGCUCGCUGCUGGCGCUGUGGGGGGGGCUCCUGCCGCCGCGGGCCGGGCCGCCCGCCUCCCGGCCGCCCGCAGACCGCCUCCCGCGGCGCCCGGCCCGCAGCAGCGGCCCGGAGCCCGCGCCUCGCUUCCCUCUGCCCCCGCCCCUGGCGCGGGACGCCCGCGGCGGCUCCCUGAAAACUUUCCGGGCGCUGCUCACCUUGGCGGCCGGCGCCGACGGCCCGCCCCGGGAGCCCCCCGGCGAGCGCAGGCGGCACGUGCCAGCCGGACGGCUCCGGCCGGAGGGGCGCGCCGCGGUGCACGGGGGCGUCUUCUGGAGCCGCGGCCUGGAGGAGCAGGUGCCCCGGGGCUUCUCGGAGGCUCAGGCGGCGGCGUGGCUCGAGGCGGCGCGCCGCGCCCGGGUGGUGGCCCUGGAGCGCGGAGGCUGCGGGCGCAGCUCCAACCGGCUGGCCCGCUUCGCCGACGGCACCCGCGCCUGCGUGCGCUACGGCAUCAACCCCGAGCAGAUACAGGGCGAGGCCCUGUCCUACUACCUGGCGCGCCUGCUGGGCCUCCAGCGCCACGUGCCGCCGCUGGCAUUGGCCCGGGUGGAGGCUCGGGGCGCGCAGUGGGCGCAGGUGCAGGAGGAGCUGCGUGCUGCGCACUGGACCGAGGGCAGCGUGGUAAGCCUGACGCGCUGGCUGCCCAACCUCACGGACGUGGUGGUGCCCGCACCCUGGCGCUCCGAGGACGGCCAUCUGCGACCCCUGCGCGCCGCGGGGGGCGAGCUGGCCAACCGCAGCCAGGCGGAGCUGGUGGACCUGGUGCAAUGGACCGACUUGAUCCUCUUCGACUACCUGACGGCCAACUUCGACCGGCUCGUCAGCAACCUCUUCAGCCUGCAGUGGGACCCGCGCGUCAUGCAGCGCGCCACCAGCAACCUGCACCGCGGCCCGGGUGGGGCGCUGGUCUUUCUGGACAACGAGGCGGGCUUGGUGCACGGCUACCGGGUGGCAGGCAUGUGGGACAAGUAUAACGAGCCACUGCUGCAGUCCGUGUGCGUGUUCCGCGAGCGGACAGCGCGGCGCGUCCUGGAGCUGCACCGCGGCCAGGACGCGGCCGCCCGGCUGCUGCGCCUCUACCGGCACCACGAGCCGCGCUUCCCGGAGCUGGCCGCGCUCGCCGACCCCCACGCUCAGCUGCUGCAGCGCCGCCUCGACUUCCUCGCCAAGCACAUUUUGCACUGUAAGGCCAAGUACGGCCGCCGCCCGGGGAUUUAGCGUCACCCCAGGAAGAAAGAGAGAGAAAGCCCUGCCUGAGGAAUGGAUGAUGGGGGAAGGGCCGUCGCCUCCGCCGCCCCUGGGACCAGCCGGCCAACGCCCACCAGCGGCCCCAGCGCGCAGGCGGCUACAAACUUCGCUUUCACCCACCUGCCUCUUUCUCUCAGUCCCGUGCUGUUUCCUUUAAAGCUCUGGGAGGACGAACUCACCGAGGCGAGAAGUGUAACAUUCCUUCCACCCAGCCUAUAAAAGGAUUCUUUCCUGUGCCAGCACGGAGUUUGGAUCCAAAGAAACGGGCUGCCGGAUUUUGGCCCCCGGGUAGCCGUCUCUGUGGAGGAUACGCCCCCAUUCCUUGGCCCCCUUCAUUCCCUCUCCGAAAGAGGAAAACUUCUAUUUGAGCCAUUGAGCUAAUUCUGCGAUUUCCUACCGAACGCAGCGCUGGUGGCCCCGGAGCAGGGCUGUGACAUUGGCUGGUGGAGCCCCCUUCCUGUGCUCUGCCUUUGUUCCAGCUCCGUGAUGGUGAGAUCACUGUUAAGAGCUGGGGAACCGCUCCGGACAGGACAAAGGGAGCAGAACCUGCAGACCCGGAGAGUUCUGCAGACCUGACAAUUUGUGUGAUUUGUUCCUUGCCGCCUGUCAUUUUGGCCCGAAGGCUACAAACACAGGGCCGGCUGUGUGCACUGAGUCGAAUAAUGAAUUUCUUCUCCCGCCCCCUCCCAACCGACCAAAAUUUUGACAAUGAUGAGGUUCAACGGAAGGAAAAAUCAAUUUCAUGCACUUUAAUUUGUUUUUAUUUUAAUUUUUUAUUAAGAAAAACUUUUUUAUUUGAUAAAAUUUGCCUUCUAUGUAUAUAUGUGCAUAAAGUGGUGUAAAUAUACUAAACAAACUUAUAUUUCAAUAAAAGGGAGUUUAAAGUUUAGAGUUUAAUUCUUAUGGUUUUAACUGUUUGCAGUGUUUGAGGCCCUACCUGGUUUUAGAAUGAUCUUUAGAGUUUCUUCCUUGUGGACCUGCUUGUAAAACAAAGGAUGCAUAUAUAUCCCAGCUGUGACUGCGGAACUUCUAGAAUUGAAGAAAAGCAGGAGCAGACUCCGUGUCCCGCUCACUCAAAUGAACCCUAGCACUCAAAGUUUCAGAGUUCAGCUUAGAAUGUGGGGGAAGGAGAGAGAGAUGGAAGGAAAGUAUUCUAUUUCCUGGCAAAUAAAACUUUGAUGUAAAA
This is a messenger RNA of Equus caballus (horse), 2777 nucleotides long. Lineage: Eukaryota; Metazoa; Chordata; Mammalia; Perissodactyla; Equidae. The record is from RefSeq and is a predicted model, not a curated record.